Pomacea canaliculata is the source of this 2083-nucleotide messenger RNA. Its product is annotated as immediate early response gene 5-like protein. The record is from RefSeq and is a predicted model, not a curated record. The transcript has a single exon. Lineage: Eukaryota; Metazoa; Mollusca; Gastropoda; Architaenioglossa; Ampullariidae. Bases 89 to 1021 code for a protein of 310 amino acids.
UCGGUGGCGAGCGCAGUAGCGACCCAGUCAGUCCCGGCGCGCAGACGUCCUCCACAGUGCGCGUUGAUUGAACACGAGCUUCGUUACAAUGGAAGUAGCAGAUUCUCAGCGGUUAAUCGCCGUCAGCUUGGGGAAAAUAGCCGCGUCCCGAGGUCAGAGGGGAGGAAUCAACCUCCACAAGAACCUCCUCGUCGCGACUGUUCUACACAAAGCACGAACGGCGUACAUGAUCGGUCACCUGCAGGUCGCCGCCGCCGCCAAGCGUGGUCAGCAACAGACCGCACCUCAGAAUAACAACAAUAAUAACAAUCUUUCAACUCCAGCAGCACCUCCUGUCGUCAAGUCUGUCCCAACGAACAGUGACGGUUCGCAAGUGUGUCAGCAUUCUUCUCCUCCCGCCGCAGGUCAGAGCGUGGUCUCGGCGCCAUGCCACGAGGCUAGCCGAGUGCAAAGUGGGUCAGCCACCGACAGCAGCAGCGUCACUCGCGCGCGGGGCCACGAGCACGACAAAGAAAACACCCCGCCCUCGGCUGUGUCGUCUGCUCCGGACCAUGCCGUUCCAACAAAUUCUUUGUCGUCAGACUGUGAAAUGCGGUUGCAUCAGAACGGGUCAGUCCCGACCGCGGAAACGACGAAAGAGAUGAAUGGACCUCCUUCUUCGUCGUUGCUCGUGAGUCAUGCGCAGCAGACGACAGGCGCGCGCGAUUACGUCAGCAGUUCUUCCAAAUCGUGUUGUGUGCUGAAGAGACGGCGCACCACGGACAGAGACCAUGAGAAUAUUGUGGCUCCAAAAGUCCGCAUACUGGAGGCGAAAGUUUCCUUUGACUGUCCGGAACCCAUGCAGACGGAGUCGCCUCAGAUUUCCAGUCUCGUGAACAUUUUCAGCAACAGCUUCAGUGGUCUGUGUCCCUCGCCAGUCUUGUCCGCCCACAACCUGGCCUCGGAGUCGAACAUGAUGUGCGGGAAGCAAGUGAAAACAUGUUUGGAGAGUGUGCCACAAGCCAUUGUACUCACUGUGUAACUGGAUGUGUGAUUCUGUGCUAGACAAUCAAAUACUCAAGAUGGAUGUAUGACUCGCACGGACAUGUUCGCUCCUGUGGAUUAGAACUUCACGAAGGUUGGUGUUCGUGCCGUGUGAAUGUCUUGCUGACAAAAAAACUUGCAAAUGUUUUCUCCCCCCGAAUGGUGGUGUGUGGAUUAUUGUUUCGAGUGUGGUGGAUGUAACAGACAUCUGAUGUGAAAUGUUUUGUUGAUGCUGCAUGCAUGAAAAGAUGAUAUUUGCCUCACAGUUGACCAGCUACCGUAAUGGUGGUUUAUCAGGGAGAGUGUAUGUGCGAGUGGCAGUUAUUCAUGAUUGUUGUUGUUGACCAGACUGUAUGGCAACGUGUUGAUUAGGGUGUGAAAGGGGUGCGCAGCUGGGAGGGGAAGAACUGUGCCUUUUGUGCUGCGUAGUUUCUCCACCUCCACCCAUCCCGUGGCAUGCCCCAUGGCUGCACCCAAGUUUGCCCUUCCUUGUUGAAAGCCCGGACAAGCUUUUCCCUCCACUCCCCACCCCUACCCCUAGAUUGACAAGGAUAGCUUGACUCCCACCCACCCCUACUACCCUCCCACCCUGCUGCCUGGCUCACGUGGUUGUAGGGCGUUGCCUUUAGUGUAGGGGGGUGUACGAGGCUGACACAAAAGGUGGAGAGGAUGUGUGCAGUGCGUGACUCAUGUUCCAGUGAACACGGGGUAGAGGUUGUAGAAGCCUUCCCACAUCACAAAGAACGAGUGUCUGCUGCCGAGGUGACUGUAGUGAAAGGUGACUGAACUCUACUCUUUUGACAGUGUGUGCUGAACAUUCUGUCGCAAGGCCGGAUGUGAUGAAAGAGGGAGAAGCCUAAUUUAUUUUUGAGUCGAUGGAGAGAGAGAGAGUUGCGGGUGAAGUAAUCUAUUCAUUGUUCUCAACACUUGACCCCGUUUGUUGGAUGAGGAUGACAGGUGCGUAGCAGGCAUCUCACGUGAUGUGCGAUGACAGUCACCUGAUGAACGUUCAUUUCAUUCACAUGAAACUAUUGUCAUAUUAAAAAAAUGAUGACACGAA